Ochlerotatus camptorhynchus is the source of this 1414-nucleotide messenger RNA. Its product is annotated as gastrula zinc finger protein XlCGF52.1-like. Bases 77 to 1360 code for a protein of 427 amino acids. Gene Ontology annotation, molecular function: zinc ion binding. Lineage: Eukaryota; Metazoa; Arthropoda; Insecta; Diptera; Culicidae. The transcript is spliced from 2 exons. The record is from RefSeq and is a predicted model, not a curated record. Gene Ontology annotation, cellular component: nucleus.
UAAUCGAAGGAAAGAAAAGUACUUUCCAAAACCGGGUAGUAUUCUUUCUGAACAUAGAAACAACAUUGUUUCUACUAUGGAGACCAGUGAAAUAAAGAAGGAAAGAUCAACUGAAUUGAUUUGCCGCUUGUGCUUUGCGGAACGUGAACACUAUCAGUUGAUUUUCGUGGACGAUCAUUCAUCGCUGAAUGAAUGGAUUGAGAAUCUCACAACUUUGAAGAUUAUAAAUGUUCCAAACGCGCCAGCUUCGUUAUGCUUAGAAUGUGAAAAUACAUUACAACAUUAUGAAUCGUUUCGUGAAAUGUGUUUCACCAAUGAUCGUGUAUUCAAAGAGAUGUUUACACAGGAUGAUCCAAGGAAAGACCAUACCACUGUUUCAAAUAAUAUGCCAGAAGUAAGGGAAGUUAAAAUUGAUUACAGCGAGAACGACAAUGACAUUUUGGACACCGCAAUUUCACAGACAGAAACUGCUGAAAUUACAAUAGAGUAUCCGGAUAUAAAAACAGAAGCAGCACUCAAUUCGGACGGAAACAGUAAUGACAAAAUAAGAGCAAAGUUAAGUCGUGAAACAGAACCGGUUCACAAACUCGAAAAUAAUGAGUCUCUCUUGAAAAAGGGAAACAAGAAAAAGAAACAAUUUAUAUGCAGUUUUUGUGAUAAGGAAUUCACGAGAGCGAAAGGAUUAACAAUUCACAUACGAAGCCACACACAGGAAAGACCGCACAAGUGUAAGGACUGUGAUAAAUCAUUCAUCACACACAGCAGUCUGAACCGGCAUACGCUUACUCACAGCGGCUUAAAACCAUACAUAUGCGACAUGUGUCCAGCGAAGUAUUCUCAAUCUUCUCAUUUAGUGUACCACAAACGAGUCCAUACUGAGGAAUACGAAAAGGGUAAAAAGCAAUGUACAAUCUGCAACAAGUUUGUACAUAAAUUGAAUCUACAUCAGACUAUUCACAAUGAAACAAAACGCUACCAGUGCGAAUACUGUCCCAAAUCAUUCCACCAGAAGUACAAUCUAACAAAACACAUUCGGAAGCACACCAAAGAGAAACCAUAUGUUUGCAGUCAUUGUAACAAAGGAUUCACGAGUUCGGCCGAAUUGAUGAUUCACAUUAGAAGUCACACAAAGGAGAGACCGUACAAGUGUAAGGACUGCAGUAAAUCGUUUAUCACAAUCGGCCAUUUAAUACGGCAUAAGCUAACUCACAGCGAUAAAAAAUCAUUCUCCUGUGAUAUGUGUCAAGCGCAUUUUGCUCAAAAAUACCAUUUGGUACGACACAAACGAGUACACACGAAGGAAUCCCAGAUGAACCCAACCAAUAUGGCAGCAGAAAAACUUCAAGUCCAACAAGUUUAAGGCGUUGAAAAGUUAUAUCGAAAAAUAAACAAUUUAAACUUAAAAACUUAUUCC